GCGUGAGGGCCGCCGGGGCCGAGCGGGCGCCGCCAACAUGUCGGAUACCAAGGUAAAAGUUGCCGUCCGCGUCCGGCCCAUGAACCGACGAGAACUGGAGCUGAACACCAAGUGCGUGGUGGAGAUGGAAGGGAAUCAGACCGUCCUGCACCCUCCUCCUGCCAACACCAAACAGGGAGAAAGGAAACCUCCCAAGGUAUUUGCCUUUGAUUAUUGCUUUUGGUCCAUGGAUGAAUCUAACACUACAAAAUAUGCCGGUCAAGAAGUAGUUUUCAAGUGCCUUGGGGAAGGGAUUCUUGAGAAAGCCUUUCAGGGGUACAAUGCUUGUAUUUUCGCAUAUGGGCAGACAGGUUCAGGAAAGUCCUUCUCCAUGAUGGGCCAUGCUGAGCAGUUGGGCCUUAUUCCAAGGCUCUGUUGUGCUUUAUUUAAAAGAAUCUCUUUGGAGCAAAAUGAGUCCCACACCUUUAAAGUGGAAGUAUCAUAUAUGGAAAUUUAUAAUGAGAAAGUUCGUGAUCUUUUAGACCCCAAAGGAAGUAGACAAUCUCUUAAAGUUCGAGAGCAUAAAGUUUUGGGACCAUAUGUAGAUGGUUUAUCUCAACUGGCCGUCACUAGUUUUGAGGAUAUUGAGUCAUUGAUGUCUGAGGGAAAUAAGUCUCGAACGGUAGCUGCAACCAACAUGAAUGAAGAGAGCAGCCGCUCCCAUGCUGUGUUCAACAUCAUAAUCACGCAGACGCUGUACGACCUGCAGUCUGGGAACUCAGGAGAGAAAGUCAGUAAGGUCAGCUUGGUAGACCUGGCGGGUAGUGAAAGAGUGUCCAAAACAGGAGCCGCGAGAGAGCGACUGAAGGAAGGCAGCAACAUUAACAAAUCACUUACAACCUUGGGGCUGGUCAUAUCCUCCCUGGCUGACCAGGCGGCUGGCAAGGGUAAAAACAAAUUUGUGCCUUAUCGAGAUUCAGUCCUCACUUGGCUUCUUAAGGACAAUCUGGGAGGCAACAGCCAGACCUCUAUGAUAGCCACCAUUAGCCCAGCAGCAGACAACUAUGAAGAGACCCUCUCCACGUUACGAUACGCAGAUCGGGCCAAAAGGAUCGUGAACCAUGCAAUUGUGAAUGAGGACCCCAACGCAAAGGUCAUCCGAGAGCUGCGGGAGGAAGUGGAGAAGCUGAAGGAGCAGCUCUCACAGGCUGAGGCCAUGAAGGCCCCCGAACUGAAGGAGAAGCUUGAGGAGUCUGAGAAACUGAUAAAAGAGCUGACGGUGACCUGGGAAGAGAAGCUGAGGAAAACAGAAGAGAUCGCACAGGAGAGACAACGCCAGCUUGAGAGCAUGGGGAUUUCCCUGGAGACAUCCGGUAUCAAGGUGGGGGAUGACAAGUGCUACCUGGUCAACCUGAAUGCAGACCCUGCUCUUAAUGAACUUCUGGUUUAUUAUCUAAAGGACCACACCAGGGUGGGUGCAGAUACCUCUCAGGACAUCCAGCUGUUUGGUAUAGGGAUUCAGCCUGAACACUGUGAGAUUGAUAUUGCCUCUGAUGGUGAUGUCACUCUUACCCCAAAAGAAAAUGCAAGGUCCUGUGUGAAUGGCACCCUUGUGUGCAGUUCCACCCAGCUGUGGCACGGUGACAGAAUACUGUGGGGAAAUAACCACUUUUUUAGAAUUAACUUACCCAAGAGGAAACGGCGAGAUUGGUUGAAAGACUUUGAACGAGAAACGGGCCCUGCAGAGCACGACCUGGAUGCGGCCAGCGAGGCUUCCUCGGAACCGGACUACAACUAUGAGUUUGCCCAGAUGGAAGUUAUCAUGAAGACGCUGAACAGCAAUGACCCAGUUCAAAACGUGGUUCAGGUCCUGGAGAAGCAAUACCUAGAAGAAAAGAGGAGUGCCCUGGAAGAACAGCGGCUCAUGUACGAGCGGGAGCUGCAGCGACUCCGCCAGCAGCUCUCCCCCGAAAGGCAGCCACAGAGCAGCGGCCCAGACCGCCUGGCCUACAGCAGCCAGACAGCCCAGCAGCAGGUGACACAGUGGGCAGAGGAGAGGGACGAACUCUUCCGGCAGAGCCUGGCUAAACUGCGAGAGCAGCUGGUCAAAGCUAAUACCUUAGUGAGGGAGGCGAAUUUCUUAGCUGAGGAAAUGAGCAAACUCACUGAUUACCAAGUGACUCUUCAGAUCCCUGCUGCAAACCUCAGUGCCAACAGAAAGAGAGGUGCCAUCGUGAGCGAGCCAGCCAUCCAAGUGAGGAGGAAAGGAAAGAGCACCCAAAUCUGGACCAUCGAAAAGCUGGAGAAUAAACUGAUUGACAUGAGAGAUCUGUAUCAAGAAUGGAAGGAAAAAGUUCCUGAGGCAAAGAGACUCUACGGGAAACGAGGCGACCCUUUCUACGAAGCCCAGGAGAAUCACAACCUAAUCGGGGUGGCCAACGUGUUCCUCGAGUGCCUCUUCUGCGAUGUGAAGCUUCAGUAUGCAGUCCCUAUCAUCAGCCAGCAGGGGGAGGUAGCAGGACGCCUCCACGUGGAAGUAAUGCGUGUUACUGGAGCUGUCCCGGAGCGUGUGGUGGAGGACGACUCUUCAGAGAACUCCAGUGAGAGUGGGAGCCUUGAAGUCGUGGACAGCAGUGGGGAGAUCAUCCAUCGCGUCAAGAAACUGACGUGUCGGGUGAAAAUUAAAGAGGCAACUGGGCUGCCCUUAAGCCUGUCGAAUUUUGUCUUCUGUCAAUACACGUUCUGGGACCAGUGUGAGCCUACAGUGGCCGCCCCAGUGGUGGACCCAGACGUGCCUUCACCACAGUCCAAGGAUGCCCAGUACACGGUGACCUUCUCUCACUGCAAGGACUUUGUGGUGAACGUAACAGAGGAAUUCCUGGAGUUCAUUUCAGAUGGAGCCCUGGCGAUUGAAGUGUGGGGCCACCGGUGCGCUGGGAAUGGGAGCUCCAUCUGGGAAGUGGAUUCUCUUCACGCUAAGACAAGGACAUUGUAUGAUAGGUGGAAUGAAGUGACCCGCAGGAUCGAGAUGUGGAUCUCCAUCUUAGAACUGAACGAGUUAGGGGAGUAUGCGGCGGUGGAACUUCAUCAGGCAAAGGAUGUCAACACAGGCGGCAUCUUUCAACUCCGACAGGGUCAUUCCCGUAGAGUGCAAGUCACCGUGAAGCCUGUGCAGCACUCGGGGACACUGCCUCUUAUGGUGGAAGCCAUCCUGUCGGUGUCCAUCGGCUGCGUAACUGCCAGGUCCACCAAACUCCAGAGGGGGCUGGACAGUUACCAGAGAGAUGAUGAGGAUGGUGAUGAUAUGGAUAGUUAUCAGGAAGAAGACUUAAACUGCGUCAGAGAGCGGUGGUCAGAUGCCCUCAUUAAACGACGAGAAUACCUGGAUGAGCAGAUCAAAAAAGUCAGCAAUAAAAAAGAGAAGACGGAGGACGACGUGGAGCGGGAAGCUCGGCUCGUGGAGCAGUGGGUAGGGCUGACGGAAGAGAGGAACGCCGUGCUGGUGCCAGCCCCAGGCAGUGGGAUCCCCGGGGCGCCCGCCGACUGGAUCCCACCUCCUGGAAUGGAAACUCACAUACCAGUUCUCUUCUUGGAUUUGAAUGCGGAUAACCUCAGUGCCAACGAGCAGCUUGUGGGCCCCCACGCUUCUGGUGUGAACUCCAUCCUGCCCAAGGAACAUGGCAGCCAGUUCUUCUACCUGCCCAUCAUCAAGCACAGCGAUGACGAGGUGUCAGCCACCGCCUCUUGGGACUCCUCGGUGCACGAUUCUGUUCACUUGAACAGGGUCACACCCCAGAAUGAAAGGAUUUACCUGAUUGUGAAGGCCACGGUGCAGCUCAGCCACCCGGCCGCGAUGGAGCUGGUGCUGCGGAAGCGGAUUGCGGCCAAUAUUUACAACAAGCAGAGUUUCACACAGAGUUUGAAGAGGAGAAUAUCGUUGAAGAAUAUAUUUUAUUCCUGUGGUGUCACCUAUGAAAUAGUGUCCAACAUACCCAAGGCGACCGAGGAGAUCGAGGACCGGGAAACGCUGGCUCUGCUGGCGGCCAGGAGUGAGAACGAAGGCACGUCGGACGGGGAGACGUACAUAGAGAAGUACACGCGCGGCGUGCUGCAGGUGGAGAACAUUCUGAGCCUGGAACGGCUGCGGCAGGCUGUCACGGUCAAGGAAGCACUUUCCACCAAGGCGCGGCACCUGCGGAGGAGCCUCAGCACGCCGAACGUCCAUAACGUCUCCUCCAGUCGACCAGAUCUUUCCGGCUUUGAUGAAGAUGAUAAGGGUUGGCCAGAAAACCAGCUGGACGUGUCUGACUAUAGCUCCAGUUUCCAAGAUGUGGCAUGUUAUGGAACUUUACCCAGGGAUUCACCUCGAAGGAGUAAAGAAGGUUGCACAUCAGAGAACCCUCAUGCCUUAACAGUCAGCCCUUUUAAAGCAUUUUCUCCUCAGCCGCCAAAGUUUUUCAAACCCCUAAUGCCUGUCAAAGAGGAGCAUAAGAAAAGGAUAGCUGUUGAAGCAAGGCCUCUUCUAAGCCAGGAGAGCAUGCCUCCAUCUCAGGCACAUAACCCUGGCUGCAUUGUACUCUCAGGAAGCAGGGGCAGCAGCAUGCCAGUAGAGCACAAUAGCAAACGUGAGAAGAAGAUUGACUCUGAGGAGGAGGAAAAUGAGCUGGAAGCUCUCAGCCGGAAGCUGAGCAACUCGCAGCCUUACGUACCGGUGGAGUUUGCUGACUUCAGUGUUUACAAUGCCAGCCUGGAGAACAGGGAGUGGUUUUCUUCCAAAGCUGACCUGACCAGCUCCCGGGUCUUAGAGAAAGAAGUGUCCCGAAGCCCUACCACCAGCAGCAUUACCAGCGGCUACUUCUCCCACAGUGCCUCAAAUGCCACUCUCUCUGACAUGGCGGUCCCUUCCAGCGACAGCUCAGACCAGCUGGCCCCUCAGGCGAAGGAUGCAGAUGGCAGUGAGCACCCUGGACCAUCGCUCGUGCAUGACGUCAGACCAUCCUCGAGCAAAGAGUCCGCAGAAGCAGAAAGAGGCUCGGUAAAGGACAAGCUAAUCACGGUGCCGCUCAAGGAAAACAGUGCCUUAGCCAAAGGGAGCCCAUCGUCCCAGCCCGUCCCUGCAAGAAACUCCAAAAUGCUGCAUAGGACUGGCUCAUGCUCAGAGCUGGAUGGCUGUCCCAGUAAAAAUGGCCCCCCAGCCAGGGUGUUCUGCCCCAGGGAGGUGACCAUAGAGCACACCACGAACAUCCUGGAGGAUCAUUCUUUCACAGAGUUCAUGGGGGUGUCGGAUGGAAAAGAUUUUGAUGGGUCGACAGAUUCUUCUGCGGGGGAGCUUUCAAGUAGGAGGAACCUACCCAAUAAAACAGACAGUGAGCGUGUCCCUGAUGGGCCACACGACGCCGGCCAGCUGCAUGCCAAGCUAGAGAAUGAUCCGGUAAUGACUCCAGAGGCAGCCCCUUGGGUUCUGUGCUAUCAGGGAGCACAUGUCACUGUACCCCCAGCCCCAGAGGUGCUUCACCAGUGACUUAGCGGGAAGGAGUCAUUCAGAGGUUCCCACCGGGAUGGUGGGCCCCCUGGGGGGCAAGCUCGCUUCCUGCCCUGCUGACUCCUUGUGGGAGCGCAGCUCUGCUUUGGGACCAGAGUGGGAGCCGUAAAGUCUAUAAGACCGUUGGAUAUUUUAGCUGGCUUAUGGGCUGGUGUUAAGUGUUCAGGUGAAUAAGGGUCAGUCUCUUAUUCAUUCCCUGAGAUUUAGUUCCUAGCUACCCCAAAGUGAUCUGGUAACAUUGACCAUAUUUCAUUAAAUCCAGUGAUUCCUUUAUUAGAUGCUCCAUCAUUUUAUUUAUCGGUAAGAAGCAAAAAUCACUGCCAAUUAAGCCAUAUCCUAUCAGCCAUUGUAAGGCACAGCCCAGUUUCAGAGAUGUGUAAGUGUGAGGGAGUUUGUGUAGCACCCAGCUAAUAAAGAGAGCAAUGUGGUGCCCAUCAAGGAAAACUGCUAGGCCAGGAGGGGGACUAUAGACUAAUUCCCUGAGCAACUGAGGCUUUAGCUUUGGAGGUUGGGUUGGUUUAUAAUGUUCAUUAAUUUUCGUAUUGGAACAAAGUGGAUUUCUGCUAAUUUCCUAAGGAAAGUAGCACUUUCUUGUAUAAGUAAGGUUGCGCACCUCUGAGUAUUCUGUUCCUAAGUUCUGAAACCGGUUUGCUUGUCAAUAUUUCCAAAAUUAAUAAGCUAUGUGGGCUCUUGCCACAAAUUCAGAGAAUUCUAAAUACAGGCUCAAAUAGACCAGGCAGCAUGGUAAGUUUUUUUAAGCUUUGUAUUUAGUGAGAGAAAUGCAUAGGGGAGUAAGGGCUUUAGGGAGAAAGAGAAGUCCAGAAAUUAAGUUGGGGUCCAUACUGAGCAGACAGCAGGCCAGGAGCCACAUGCAGCGAGCGUUUGGUUAUGAGCAGCCACAAGCAGCUUAGCAGGAGAAGGCCGCAUGCCCCGUGCUCCAGGCCGUUUAUCCAUUUCCGAAGGGGAGUGGUUAAUUAGUCUGAUUGGCAGGGGGGCAUACAGGUGUGAUCAGGGAGGGGCAUGAGAUCCACAGGGGCAUGGUGAGGGUGUGGUCUUCCCAGCUCACAAAUCUAAUCAGUUGUAGCCUGUCUGCCUGCCUACAUCAGUUUCACCACUUAUUCCCAUUCGCAUUCACUUUUUUGGUCCCACACCUGUGUUAGGAGAUUGGCGAGAGCCAGGGUCAGCAAGGCAAAGAGCUGGCAGAGUAGAAAGCAGCGUAGUGAAGGGUAAGGUAACCACAGUGACGCUCCAUCCAUUCCUCUGCUGAGGAGUUUUGCCAGGGCAGCUUCCCACCAAGCUCUCCCUGCUGCUUUCGGUACUAACCCUUGGAAUUUCAGCAUGUGGUCUCAUCAUUUAUAUAGCAUGCACAUAAGAAAAAAAAACUGCCAUGCCAAACACCGUGAUCUCUGACUAGGAAAAGACUUCUUUCCCAUCUGAAGAAGUCACUCUUUGCUUGCAUUUAUUCUUGUAAGCAAAACAUGUAUUCGCUAAAAAGUCUUCAACUUCCUUCCCCCUAAUCCUUAAAUACAAUCUGCAUGGUUGGCCCUGCAUCAGCUUUUCAGUGAUUCUUAGAGAAAGCCAAGGUCAAAGCCUCUUACUUCUUCACCCUAAGAAUUCAGUUUACUUUUCCAAACCUAAAUGUGCAACAGACCCACUGGGAGCUGCCUGAGAAGCUGCCUCUUAAAACUUGCAGCCCCUAGGAGUCACCGCUGUCCUCCAUAAGAUUUUGCCUCAAAUAGGAUGGCACAGAGGAAAUAAGGUUUUCACAAACCCCCAGUGGUAAAGCAAUGGGCAGUAAGGUGUGAAAGAGAAACAGGGCCAGAGAAGAGAGAAGAGGGGCUACGGCCCUCUCUUGUUUCAUUGUCUGGAUUUAGAAGCUAACAAACAGGAGCAAUUCAGCUCUCAGAAGUUUCCAGAAUGCUGAGUCCCUGCCAAAGAUCUUGAUUUAAAAGUAGAAUUUAUGAAAAUGUUUGUUAUAUCAGAAUGGUAAGAUUAUGGCGAUUUUUCCUUUUUAAAAAUUACUUCGGUAUUUUUGUUAUGUUGCUUUUAAUGAGUUGUUUAAUAAUUCAGACUAAAGUUUGACUUUUGUUCUAACACUGAAGUGAUGUAGAGUGUGACUCAAGAAAUGGCUUCUUUUUUUUUUUUUUAAACUUGAGUGUCGCUGUCAUGACUUUUCCUGGAAACUGUGUUUUGUGGAUUCCAGAACUGGGUUCCAUGAUAAAACCCAAUCCUGUGGGUCCCUUUGGGAAGAACUCCUUGCCCCUUUCAUGGGUGGGCCCUGUGGAUGGGGUGGGGAGGUGGGAACAAGAACCUUGGACUCACCAGCCUCUGCGUUCCAGGGAGACACGACUGCACGGUGAAAGGUGCACACACGGCCUCCUCCACGGGCCACAGCUUGGUGUCUUUGUUCGCCUGGUCGCCUUGGGAAAGCACCCGCCCCAUCUUUCAAACAUGCUGCGGCCCAGCCUGACCUCAAACCAGCACCGGCCAAGAAGCUGUGCACCUCCUGGGCCACCUCUUUCCACCUCCCAAAUGGGAGAAGCAGCACUUUGUUUUCCAGAAAGCAAGAGACUGAAAGUCCUGGAUGAACUAAGUGACAGUAUUUGUGUUUGCACUUACUACACACCCCUACUGUGUAGAAACCUCUACAGAUUCCAAGAAACUGUAUUCUUGUACAGUUUUAAUCCAUUCUUACUGUAGAAUCUGGAGUCAUACUCUAAUUGAUUGUUUUUAUAAAUAAUAUAUAUUAUGUAUAUGAAAUGUGUAUCUAUAGUGUGUCUGGAGACAGACAAGGCUGCACACUAAAAUGCAGAUAAAGGUGAUUUGUAGAAAAUCAUUAGGUACUGGUCUUUGUUACAAAGCCUCUUGGGCAUCUCUUAUAUACGAGUAGAUGAAAAAUAUUUUAUUGCCUAAGACUGAGGUUGCAAAUCCCUCCUUGCAGAAAAGAUUACAGAUGCUGUUCUUUAUAACCAAAGAACUUACAUAAGACUGAACAUUUCCACUGUCCACUCUGGUCUUCUGUGAACAUAUGUGUUUGACUGCAAGUUUGGUGCCACUUUUCCCUUGGCCACCAAGCCACGUGCUGCUGUUCUUUGUCUUCUGUUUCCUAAGCGCACUGAGAAAUCUCAUAGCUCUUAUCCUCUGGUCUUCCACCGGGCCCAUCACCUGCCUUCUGACACUGCAUAAUAACCGCUGGCGGUGCAAGGGCUUGCACUCCAGCCUUUCCUACACCUGGUCCGGCCCAGUGGGCAGGGCAGCGCAGACAGCAGUAUUACUGUAAGAACACAUAGUAGUGGGGAGGGGUCCAGGGAGGGGCUCCUGAUUUUGGGUGUUGUUUUUUGUGGUUUCGUUUUGGAUUGGUAGGUUUGUUGUGGUGUGGUUUUGCUGUUGUUAUUUUGCUUGGCUCUGGAAAAUGCUAAAGAGAUGGACUGAGCUAUAAAACCCACUGGCUCAUGCUUCGCAGUGUUUGCAGGAGAUGCUUGAAUACAGAUGAUCCUGCUGACUCACAGAUGCAGACGCUGAAGGAUUAUGCGUGUGGACAUUUUCACAGAAGUCCUUUCUGUACCUACUCUGUAGAUGCCUGUCCAGUUGGUCUGGAUGUGUAGCUCUAAAUGUGUUGUGAGCACCAGGACGAAAGAAUACGUACAGCUUGCUGUACCUUUUUUCUUCAAGUUCUUAGCAUUGGUAAAUGAGUAAGAUAUUGGAGACUUUAAUGAAAAGCUGCUGUUCAUGGAUUUUGUAUAUAGUGAGCUGACUGUAGUAUUUUACUAUUGUCUGUUAAAAAAAAAAAAAAGAAAAACUGUAAUUUAUAUCCCUUUCAACGUUAUUGUAUUUAAUUGGUACUGAUUUGUUUGAGUGUGUGUGUGUGUGUUUAGAAUACAGAAUGUCUAAUUCAGAUUUUAAAACAUCCACUGUUUGUCUUUAAUAACCCUGCCAUUAGCUCCAGGUCUCAUUUACCAUGCUUGCAUGUGUGCAUGUCCCCAUCAUGUCAAAAGGUAAUGUCAGCUAACCUUUACUGAGGGUUUACUGUGUAGUUACUGUCCCACAUUUGCUGUUUAUUAUGUCAUUUAAUUCUCACAUCACCAGGUGUCAUUAAUACUGUUGUUAUUAAGCAUUGACAGAUGGAAAACAGGCAGAGAGGUUAGUGCCUGACAGAACAGUGGCACAGCCAGGAUUUAGCCCACGCUUCGUCUGUCCCCUCUGUGUUGCACCUGGUGAUGUGUCUGGGGGCCUCUUGGAGUGACAACCUGCAUAGAACAGAAGUCUCGCAACUGAGUAUCACAAGCUCCUAACUGGCCAGCAUGCCGUGGCAGCGGGGGUGGGCGGGGUUGUAUGCUGGAACAGGUACAAUGUGUUCUCGGUGGUUAAGUGACUCUUUAUGGUAAGUACCAAUGACCUACCACCUGUGGAAGAGUGGGGAAAGGUAGCUCACUGUGAAAGUUUUUUUUUUUUUUUUUUAAGAUUUAUUUAUUUUAAAGUCAUGUUACAGAGAGGGAGAGAUAAGUAUAGAGAGAGAGCUACCAUCCACUGGUUCAUUCCCCCAAACUACCAUAAUGGCCUGGGCUGGGCCAGACUGAAGACAGGAGCUUUGUUGAGGCCCAAACUCUUGGGCCAUCUUCUGCUGUCUAUAACUCUCUUGCUCUCUCACUGUCUAACUCUG
This is a messenger RNA of Lepus europaeus (European hare), 10181 nucleotides long. RefSeq names its product kinesin family member 13A (gene KIF13A). The record is from RefSeq and is a predicted model, not a curated record. Gene Ontology annotation, biological process: microtubule-based movement; regulation of protein localization. Gene Ontology annotation, molecular function: microtubule binding; cell adhesion molecule binding; ATP binding. NCBI's taxonomy places the organism in Eukaryota, Metazoa, Chordata, Mammalia, Lagomorpha, Leporidae. Gene Ontology annotation, cellular component: adherens junction.